AGGUGUGCUAAAAACUCCAUGAUUUAAAUCUCUUUGAGCCUUGACCUCCUCCUCCUUAUUCUUCUUCCCUUUGUUUGUCUAUUGAGAGUAAAAACAGACACUCUCAUUUUCCUUAAAGGCUUGUUUGGGGAUCUUCAGCAAAAAGAGAUCAGUGGAAAAGAAUAGCAACAAGUGAAAACAGUUUAAAAAGAAAAUCCUCGAGAGAGGAACAAGAAGAGAGACAGUUGGAGAUUCGUUGGUCUUGUUGUUUUCUUCUCUUUGAGUUGGGAUCAGAUUUAAUUAGUUAUGAACAAAGGUGUGUUGCAGAGUUCUUCACCGGUGCAGCAGAUGAUAGCGGUGUCAGGAAACCCUAACUGUUGGUGGAACGUGAAUGGGAUUCGCUCGCCUCCACCGCUUCUAGUAGCGCCAGCUGCUGCUCCACCUACUUCGUUUGGCAGCACUGCUCCCUCAAACUUGUUCCCAGCUGCUUCUGCUGCAUCCUGUUCCUCGUCCUCCUCCUCAUCCUGGCAAGACAUUAAUAACUCGGAGCUUCCAGUGUCAUGGAGCCAACUCCUCUUGGGAGGAGGAUUGGUUGGUGAAGAUCAUAAAAGUGGCAAUAAUAUGAGCCAUUUUCAAGAUCAGCAGUCUCGAAAUGGUUCAUCUGCUAUCGAUCAUGUCAAGCAAGAGAAUUCAGCGAGUAGCUACAAUAGCAUAUAUGGACAUGCAAAUACUCAUCAGCAAGAUUUUUCACUUGCCUCUGCCGCAAAGCCAUCCGCCUGGUCUCCCAUGGCUCCUGUAUCUUCAUUUGCCAAUUCCUGUACCACGAGCAUCGAAACAAACAACGUCCUAGAUUACUCCAAGAACGACCGGAGUGCACGGAAUCCAGCAAAAGAUCGAGUUUAUGAGUGCAACAGCAUUGCUAAUGGUGGGGCACAGAAGAAAGCUAGGGUUCAGCCUUCUUCAGCCCAAUCUACUUUCAAAGUAAGGAAGGAGAAAUUAGGUGAUAGGAUCACAGCUUUGCAUCAAAUAGUUUCUCCGUUUGGAAAGACUGACACAGCUUCUGUCUUGUUAGAGGCUAUUGGCUACAUCAGAUUCCUUCAUGGUCAAAUUGAGGCCUUGAGCUUACCGUACUUGGGCAAGGAUUCUGGAAACCUCAGGCACCCUGGCCAGGGGGAACGGAACUACAUAUUCCCUGAAGACCCUGGUCAGAAUUACGAGGAAGAGAUCGAGCAAAUGAAGGACCUGAGGAGCAAAGGGCUAUGUCUGAUCCCAAUUUCAUGCACUCUUGAAGUGGGGAAUGAAAAUAACAUUGGAGCUGAUUAUUGGGCUGCAGCUUCCUUUGGAGGUGGAGUAAAUCUCCAUUAUUAAUUAUUAACAUAUUAUAAAUAAAUCGAUAAAAUUAAGUAGGAUAAUUUCCUACACCUCUCUUUUACUUUUUGGGUGGAAAUCAAUUAGUUAAUUACUUCGCUAUAUAUAGCAGUAAUAGCUAGGGCUUCCUGAAAAUCGAUAUAACAUCAUGAGCAGUCAUUCUGCUCAGCAUCAAACCCAAGGCUGAUUGCUCAUGAUGCUAUAUAUCAUUUGUUCUUUUUGGGAGUUAUUAAUUACUUGAUAAUUAUAUGUAACCGGAUUAAUAUAUUAUAUGUAAGUUGCUUAAUUCAUCAUACAAUAAAAUAAUACUCUUGUUUGCCUUA
This is a messenger RNA of Punica granatum (pomegranate), 1670 nucleotides long. The record is from RefSeq and is a predicted model, not a curated record. NCBI's taxonomy places the organism in Eukaryota, Viridiplantae, Streptophyta, Magnoliopsida, Myrtales, Lythraceae.